Copidosoma floridanum is the source of this 453-nucleotide messenger RNA. RefSeq lists its product as uncharacterized. The record is from RefSeq and is a predicted model, not a curated record. NCBI's taxonomy places the organism in Eukaryota, Metazoa, Arthropoda, Insecta, Hymenoptera, Encyrtidae.
AUGACCAUCCCACGCUUGGAGUUGAGAGCCACUUUACUAGCCGCGAAAUUGCUCGGGACGGUAGCUACUGGCUUAGACGUGCCAAGCGAUCGGCAUUUUCUAUGGAGUGACUCCAGCACCGUGGUGGACUGGCUGGGCUCAGACAAACCGGUCAGCAACAGUCUAGUUGACAACUACAUCGAACACAUUCAAGAUCUCACUUCCCGUAAGGCAUGGCGUUACGUGCCCACUGGCGAGAAUCCAGCCAAUAUCGCAACCAGAGGCGCUUCACCUAUUGAGCUUCAGCGGAACUUGCUCUGGUGGCAUGGCCCGCCCUGGCUGGCGUUCCCCUCUGAUUCGUGGCUGGCUCCGCUCGAUCAGCGAAAACCUUCCACUGUCUCAACCGACUACGAAAAAAGCUUAUCAAGUUACCGUUUGUUCAACUAUACUGGAAGCGCACUGCGCGCCCUUUGA